This is a messenger RNA of Porites lobata, 2511 nucleotides long. The record is from the annotation of a GenBank genome assembly. Lineage: Eukaryota; Metazoa; Cnidaria; Anthozoa; Scleractinia; Poritidae.
AUGAUAAUAAAAAGAGAUUACAAUAGCAGUCUUGGAGACAGAGAGGGCGUAAAAUUUCCGGAUUUUGCAAGGGAAGUUCAAGAGAAGGUUAACAACGCACUCAAAAGCUUAAAAGGAUUUCACUCGUUGUUGGUUAAGAAAAUUAUUCAGGCUAACAGUGUUAUUAAUCAAGUAAAAAUAUUCGUCCAGAGAGAAUCAAAUAUUAAAGGAAAAAUGGUGGCGAUGUUUUCCAAAAACCUCACUGGGGUGCUUACUGAGACUUUCGGAACCACGCAAACGUCGUCCCACGUAACGGCAUUAACAACUUUAUCACCGCCAUCCAUUACUAAAGUUGAUUCGGUGAACUCUUUGACAAUUUCAACCCAAACAAAUCCGACCAAAAGUCAGUCCGUUGGAGUAUCUUUAUCGUCGAUUUCGGAAGUCGGAUCGCAAACUUCUGGUACUCUAGCUACGUCUCAAUCGUCGCCAAUAAGCGCCUUCUUACGUUUUGUGGCUUCACAUACCACGCAAACAUUAUCGCAAGCAAGCACAUUUAAAAGUGUAUCCCUAUCGUCUUAUAUUGAUGCUGAUUCAGUAAGCCCUUUGACAUUUUUGACCCAAACUACGGCGACCCAAAGUCAAUCCAUUGGAGUAUCAUUAUCGUCGAUCCUGGAAUUAAGAUCUCUGACUACUGGUGCUCUAACUACGUCUCAAUCGUCCCCAGUAAGUCCCUCUUCAAGUUCUGCGGCUUCACAUACCAUGCAAACAUCAUCACAAACAAGCACAUUUACAAGUGUAUCACUAUCGUCUUUUAUUGAUGCUGAUUCAGUAAGCCUUUUAUCAUUUUUAACCGGACCUACGGCUACCCAAAGUCAGUCCAUUGGAGUAUCAUUAUCGUCGAUUUGGGCAGUAGGAUCGCCAACUUCGAGUACUCUAACUACGUCUCAAUCGUCGCCAAUAAGCCCCUUCUUAAGUUUUGUGGCUUCACAUACCACGCAAACAUUAUCGCAAGCAAGCACAUUUACCAGCGUAUCCCUAUCGUCUUACAUUGACGCUGAUUCAGUAAGCCCUUUGGCAUUUUAAACCCAAACUACGGCGAUCUAAAGUCAAUCCAUUGGAGUAUCACUAUCGUCGAUUUCGGCAGUAGGAUCGCCAACUUCGAGUACUCUAACUACGUCUCAAUCGUCCCCAGUAAGUCCCUUGUUAAGUCCUGCGGCUUCACAUACCACGCAAACAAUAUCGCAAGCAAGCACAUUUACAAGUGUAUCACCAUCUUAUGUUGCUGAUGUUGAUCCAGUAAGCUCUUUUGCAUUUUCAACCCCAACUUCGGCGACCCAAAGUCAGUCCUAUGCAGUAUCUUUAUCUUCGAUCCUGGAAUUAAGAUCUCCGACUUCUGGUGCUCUAACUACAUCUCAAUUGUCGCCAGUAAGCCCCUCUUUACGUUCUGCGGCUGCAGACACCAUGCAAACCUCAUGGCAAGCAACGACGAUCGGACCGUAUGAAACACCUACCACGAAAUUCACGGAAAAGGGUGCUGUGUACCGCGUAACAGUGACAAUAGCAAACGAGGUAUACACUGAAGAACUUGCUGACAAUACCAGCGUGCAAUUCAAGAAAUUGUCAAAAGAACUGACUGCUAUUCUCACUGACAUUUUCAAAACCAAGGUGCCAGGUUUUCGUCGGGUGGAAAUUAUUAGCUUCCGCAAAGGAAGUGUUAUAUGCGUAUUUCAAGUCAUCGCGGAGAAAUCGAAAGCAUCGGUAUAUAAAAUAGAAGAGGUACUGACGGAGGCAACUAAGAAUGGAAAGGCAGGUAGAUAUACCUUUAAAGAUGUUAAUGUGGAACAGGAGACAGCGGAGGCGACCAAGCAAUUAAGCACUGGAAUUGCUUCAAUACGCUCAGAAACUUCCUCAAAAGCCAAGACCAGUCAGAUCCUAAUAUCAUCUAAAAAGGCAUCCAGGUCCUUUAGAAUGGAUAUGUAUGUUACAUCUUCUAGUCUGUUCUCCACAACUGUCCCUGUCUCAAAGUCGCUACAACCAAAAACCGCAUCCACAACCUCUGCUACGUCCUUUAAGACUCAAGCGGAGCCCAGUCCCAGCCAAUCCAGUGGGGUUACACCCACAACUACUAUUUCGCCCACGACUCCAAAACCCGACGUCAGUCUUAAAAGGUUCAAUGUUACAAUGACGAUAACAAAUAGAGAUUACAAUAGCAGUCUUGGAGACAAAGAGAGCCAGGAAUUUCAGAAUUUAGCAGCGGAAGUACGAGACAAUGUUAAAAAUGCGCUCAAUGAUUCGAAAGGAUUUAUUUCUUCCGAGGUGGAGAAAUUUCUUGAAGCCAACAGUGUCAAUUGCAAACUAAAAAUACUAGUUCGAGAAGACUCGGAUAUAACCAAAGGAAUGAUAAAAGUAUCAGUUGAAAAUAGCAGUAAAAGUCUGAAACUAACCGAUGUUACAGUAGUGGACACAGGGAUGACAACAACUAUGGCAGUUACGGACAAAAAACACCUACCAAACCCACUGAGAAAACGGUGA